GCCAGCCAUCCUACUGUCACACACACACACACACACAGACAAGUGGUUUCCAAAGCCAAGUGUGUGUACUAGCAACCAGCUAGCUCGGGCGGCAGCAGGCAGCCAUCAUGUCGGAGGAGAAGCACCACCACUUCUUCAACCACCACAAGAAGGACGAGGAGCAGCCCGCCGGCGAGUACGGGUACUCCGAGACCGAGGUGGUCACCGCCACCGGCGAGGGCGAGUACGAGAGGUACAAGAAGGAGGAGAAGGAGCACAAGCACAAGCAGCACCUCGGCGAGGCCGGCGCCAUCGCCGCCGGCGCCUUCGCACUCUACGAGAAGCACGAGGCGAAGAAGGACCCCGAGCACGCGCACAGGCACAAGAUCACGGAGGAGGUCGCUGCCGCGGCGGCCGUCGGCGCCGGCGGCUACGUAUUCCACGAGCACCACGAGAAGAAGAAGGACCACAAGGACGCCGAGGAGGCCAGCGGCGAGAAGAAGCACCACCACCUCUUCGGCUGACCGUAGUACCGGCCGGCGCGCGACCGAGCUAGCUAGCUCCGGCGCACACAACCACACACCUGUUUAAUUCUGUACUGCAUGCGUGUGUAAUUUGAUGGUUCACAAUAAUGAGUCCCUCUCCGGACCUUGGUAGCUGCUUGCUUGUGGUGAGUGAGAGUGUGAGACUGAGGGAGAAGAGGUGGUGGGCGUGGGGCUACGUCGAGAGAGGCGUGUUCCUGUAAUCCUGUACUCGCUUCGUUUUCUCUGCAUGCGUCUAUAAUUGUGUUCAAUAAUAAGUGAGAGCGGUGUGAUGUGUGGCUCCCCUUGUCA
Molecule: messenger RNA, 812 nt
Organism: Zea mays
Lineage: Eukaryota; Viridiplantae; Streptophyta; Magnoliopsida; Poales; Poaceae
Exons: 2
Coding region: 108-503 (131 amino acids)
Source: RefSeq, marked validated